This is a messenger RNA of Acipenser ruthenus (sterlet), 2858 nucleotides long. Its product is annotated as Na(+)/H(+) exchange regulatory cofactor NHE-RF3-like. Lineage: Eukaryota; Metazoa; Chordata; Actinopteri; Acipenseriformes; Acipenseridae. Bases 70 to 1710 code for a protein of 546 amino acids. Gene Ontology annotation, biological process: protein localization to plasma membrane. Gene Ontology annotation, cellular component: apical plasma membrane. The transcript is spliced from 9 exons. Gene Ontology annotation, molecular function: protein-membrane adaptor activity; signaling receptor binding. The record is from RefSeq and is a predicted model, not a curated record.
GAGGACCGAUAGCAGCUCAAGAAAGGCAGUCGAAGACUCCUUUUCAUCAGCACCUCCCAGGAGACAAAGAUGGCCUCUUCUGUUCACCCCCGUGUCUUGAAACUGACCAAGCAAGACGGCCAGAGCUAUGGCUUCUUCCUGCGGAUCGAAAUGGGAAAGGAGGGACACCUGGUGCGCAAUGUAGAGAAGGGGGGCCCUGCAGAGCAGGCUGGGAUGAAGGAUGGUGACCGUGUCCUGAGAGUGAAUGGGGUCUUUGUGGACAAAGAGGAGCACACCAGGGUGGUGGAGUUGGUUAAAGAGAGUGGACUGUCUGUCACCUUUCAAGUCCUGGACGAGGAGUCCUAUGAGAUGGCAAAGGAAAAAGGGAUCAGCCUGUCUGAAGAGGGGCAAGCAAGGCCAACACAACAGCCAGUGAUGAAUGGAGUGGCAGGUGCGAUACCAAAGCCCAAACUGUGCUACCUGGUUAAGGGGGAAAAAGGAUAUGGAUUCUCACUGACAUCUAUGCGGGGUGUUCAAGGGAUGUUCUUGUCUGAGGUAGACCCCUCUGGGGUUGCAGCAAAGGCAGGUGUUCAAAACAACGACCGGCUGAUUGAACUUAAUGGUGAUAACGUUGAGAGCUCCAAUCAUGAACAGAUUGUAGAUAAGGUGAAGGCCUCUGGCAACAGCGUUGUGUUUCUGGUUGUGGACAGGGAGGCUGACAGGUACUACAAGAACAAACAGAUAAAGCUGGCUGGAGGGAUGGCCACCGUGAAGCACCUUCCACAUAAACCCCGCAUAGCGGAGCUCACUAAGGGCCCCGAUGGCUAUGGUUUCUACCUGAGGCAACAGCAUGCUAAGCUAGGUCAUUUCAUUAAGGACAUAGAUGCUGGCAGUCCAGCAGAUAAAGCUGGACUGAAGGACAUGGACAGGCUGGUGGCUGUGAACAGGGACCCUGUAGAUUCCUUGGAGCAUGAACAAGUUGUGGAGAAGUUCAGGCAGUGUGGCAAAAAGUCUACUUUACUGGUGGUGGACGGAGAAACUGACCAAAUGUAUAAGAUGGCAUGCGUAUCUCCAUUGCUGUACUGGGAUGAGGUCAUGGAUUCUCACAGUGAAGCUGCAGAACCAGCCGCGGCCACCCCCAGUCAGGAGAGCAGCGAACACAAACCCAGACUCUGCCUGCUGGAGAAGACAUCAGGUGGCUUUGGUUUCCAUCUCAAUUCAAUCCAAGGACUGUCUGGCCAGUUUGUUAAGGAGGUGGCUAGUGGAAGUCCUGCAGACAAAGCUGGCUUGGCAGAUGAUAACAUCGUGAUUGAGGUGAAUGGGGACAAUGUAGAGAACAAAUCGUACGAGGAGGUGGUGGAGAUGAUCAAGAAGAGUGGCAACAGGCUUGAAAUGUUAGUAAUCGAGAAGGCCGCCUACGACUACUUCAAAGAUAAGAACAUACCCAUCACCAAAGCUCUCAUAGGAACAUCAAAGACAAACAAACCAGCCACUCCCCCUGUCAAGGCAAAGGAACCCAAAAAACAGGAAGACCACCCAGCUCCUGCCCCAGUCACAGCCAAAGCUCCAUCUCCUUCUCCACCCCCCUCUCCAAUCCUAGCUGCAAACCUGACUCCACCCCACUCUCCAGCCCCAGCUGCAGCCCCAUCACAAGAUAGUCCUAAGGAGACAAGGAAGAGAUCAGUCUCAUCUUCAUCCUCAGCAUCAGAAGGGGAUGAUGAAAGGUUCUGAAGAGGUAUCCGUUGAAAAGCCCAGCUAACUUCAGUACAGCAGUACCUUUUUAACAACGGCAGGAUUUGUUAAGAAGAGCAUUGACUUUGAAAAACCUUGAUUUGGGCCAAAGAGGACAUUCACCAAAACACAACCAUUUCCAAUUGCAUUAUUCUAAAACCCUAAAGUGUAGAAAUGCUCCUCAGCUACACAGUACAUACAAAAAAUACUGGAAUAUCAAGAUACUCAAUCUUAGAUAUUUUAAAAUCUGAAUACAUUAGAGCAGUGUACUGCUGGAUUAAUUUACUGCCUGCUUGUAAUUUACCACUUAGUCCUUGCUUUCUCAGUAUAUUAGCUUAGAAUUGUAUAAACGUGUUUCACCUUUUCUCUACAAAUCUGUUUAUGCCUUUUACAAUAAUACAGACCUUGUAUCACUGGUUAUAGUAUAACCCAGUUUUCCUGCUUUUCUUUAAUAAUCAAUGUGUUCUCUCUUAACUUAUCCCCCACUGUAUCCAUUUACUAAAUUCUCUUUCUUCUACAUGUACAGUGCUUAGUGGUAAUGCAGAACCAUUUGCUUUCAGUAUUAAAUUUACAUCUGUUUGUAUUUACUAUUUUAUUACAGCCAACACAAAUUUUGUCGACUUUACCUAAACACUCAUGUUCAUUUUAAUGGUUUUUUUUUGUUGUUGUUGUUGUUGUUGUCAUUUUAGAGUCUAAUAUUCUAGAUGUUGGCUAUAGAAUUUAAACACAAUGAACUGAAACAAAAAGAAACAUUUUGUGCAAAGUAUCAUUUUUAAUAUUUACAUCUCUCCAGGACACUGCAUGGUGGUAGGUACAAUAUUUAAACAUUCGACAUGCACUACACAUGUGGGUGACCAUAAUAGUGCAUUGGACAUGAAUCAAGAUAUGUAAAUCUAAUUAUGAUAAACGAUUGUCAAAAACAUUAUUUGUGGUGCAUAAAAAAAAAUACAAAUACUACGGUACCAAACACUCAUUCUCUAAAUACAAAACAUGGGGAGGGGUUUUUACAGAAUGAGGUAGAUACCAUUAAUACUGGUAACUAAAAGUAAAGAACAAAACAAGAAAUCAUACUGACAGGUUGCAAAAAAGCAUUGUGUGUAUUUUGAUUUGUGUCAAUCAAUAAACUUAUGUUAUUCAUUUAAAAAAGA